Molecule: messenger RNA, 874 nt
Organism: Syngnathus typhle (broad-nosed pipefish)
Lineage: Eukaryota; Metazoa; Chordata; Actinopteri; Syngnathiformes; Syngnathidae
Gene: mdfic2
Product: MyoD family inhibitor domain containing 2
Exons: 4
Coding region: 204-686 (160 amino acids)
Source: RefSeq, a predicted model, not a curated record
UGUGCAACAUGGGGCCAGAGAGCGCUGUUGAAUAUUUGAAGAACCGAUUAUUCUAUGACAUCACACGGUUAGGUGGCUCCCGAUUGGCGAAUAACAAUGGUUAAAGACCAGUGGAAGUGGGACACAAUGGAUGGAUGCUCAGAUCAACCACACAGAGGUCCGAAUCCACACUCUACUGGAGUAAUUAGCGACAAAGACAGGAGAUGGCAACUUCUCCCUCAACUGCUUCUGAGCCGAAUUUUACGGAGCUUGGGGAAAAAGCAACUACUGAGAGUGAUGUUGAGAAUCCCCCCAGUUCCUCUGAGCGGGAAGCACACAUCGGAUGGAAUGAAUCUGGAAUCUUGGAAACAGGGUCGGACAGUUUGAAGAGCAGCAGCAGUAGUGUGUUUUCCUAUGAUGACUCACAUCGGCCUGUCACUAACGAGGACUGUGCAGGACUUUUGCUGGCUUGUCUGUAUUGUCGCUUCAAUGAGUUCACAAACCUGCUGCUGGACACAUUCAGCAGGGCCGUCAGCCAUUACUUUCCUUCAGGGAAUCAUGUCACAGAGUCCAGUGAGAGGGACCAUCAGGGAUGGGAGUGCUGGACCUGCAACCUGGGACUGGACUGGGAUAUCUGCAACUCCUGCCAGGACUCAGCAGAACUUCUCGAGCUAGCCAUGGAGAUAUCAGAAGUAUGCUUUCGCUGAGAAAAGCUCAUGGCAGCUUUGGAAGCUUAAAUAGAAAAGUAGCAGUGAAAAAUGCAGUGGUGCUCAACCAAUGUAUUGUGAGUGAUCAAUCGGUGCAGGAAAUUAAGAGGUGGGUGAUAUUUUUCAAUGUGGUCAUUCACAUCCAUUGCGAUUCAACAUUCUUUUCAUUUUUUGCACGAAGACUAAGU